Messenger RNA from Ananas comosus (pineapple), 471 nucleotides. RefSeq lists its product as uncharacterized. The record is from RefSeq and is a predicted model, not a curated record. Bases 1 to 471 code for a protein of 156 amino acids. The transcript is spliced from 3 exons. NCBI's taxonomy places the organism in Eukaryota, Viridiplantae, Streptophyta, Magnoliopsida, Poales, Bromeliaceae.
AUGACUGAGGAAAGGGCUUCAUUGGGCGAGAGCAUGAGCCUCUCCGCUGUUGAGAUCUACUACCCUGUCAUCGUCUUGAAGCGGCCCCUCCUUGCCUUCCUCCUCGCACUCCUCCGCGCCCUCGAGGCCCCUACUUGCUUAAUCAAUGACGCUCUCAAGGCGCUCUUCGGCGUCACGCUCUACCCGCUCAAUCGACCCCCGCUGAUCAAGCUCGGUGCCUUGCCGAAGCACGGGCGCAUCUUCGUUAUCACCCUCACGGGCGACAACAAGCACAGCCUCGACCAUAACCUUAUUGCCUCCGUCCACUCCGCCCUCACCCACGCCCGCUCGGAAUCUUCCUCCUUCGGCGCCGGCAUCAAUGUUGUCACAAGCGUUGAUGCUAGCGCCGGCGGAAAGUGGAGGUGGAGGCGAAAGAAGAAGAGGAGGCGGCGCCGCCUUCGUAACAAUCGCCAAGGGCCGCGAAGGCCAUGA